Culex pipiens pallens (northern house mosquito) is the source of this 1286-nucleotide messenger RNA. RefSeq names its product 28S ribosomal protein S22, mitochondrial (gene mRpS22). The record is from RefSeq and is a predicted model, not a curated record. Gene Ontology annotation, molecular function: structural constituent of ribosome. The coding region runs from base 115 to 1233 and encodes 372 amino acids. The transcript has 2 exons. Gene Ontology annotation, cellular component: mitochondrial small ribosomal subunit. NCBI's taxonomy places the organism in Eukaryota, Metazoa, Arthropoda, Insecta, Diptera, Culicidae.
ACAGAUCUCGGGAAAUGUGAUCGAGGUUGUUUUGUAACUUUUGAGGAGGAAAAUUGUUUUUCGCCGAAUUUUCCCAUUUUUAAGUGUGUUUUUCUCUAGUUUUCCCAAUUAAAAAUGUUGAAACUUCCAGCCGGUGGCCGCCUGCUAAACGAGAUUCUCAAAAGCACCCAUUCAUUUCCGUACUCGCGAUGGUUUUGCAGCGCUUCUGCCAAGAACUUCUUGUCGUACGACAAAGAUCCCGGACCGGUGUUUAUGCGCGAUGACGUCCAGAAGCUGCUCCGCUCGAUGACCCGACUUGAGCUGGAUCGGGUGUUUCGAAAACGCUCCGUCCGGGACAGCACCGUCGAGUACAAGUUCAUGACCGACGAGCAGUUGCGCCAGGAAGUGCGACAAUCGAUUGGCCGCGCCGAACGGCUCCUGCAGAUGCCUCCGGUGGUGCACGUGAUGCAGGAGAAUCCCAAAGUUCUGUCCAAGGAUGGCGCGUUGAAGGGUUUCUCCGAGGCGAAGAUGGUCUUCACGGACAUUACGUACGGCAUCAAGAACAGCAAACGAAGCAUCGUCGAGCGGUUGCCCGACGGAACGCUCCGGGAGGCGGACUACGAGACGCGCAAACGGCUCAACCAGAUUUACUUCCCCCUCAAGGGACGACACAUUCGAACGCCAAAGAUGUUUGAAGCCGGAAAUCUUCGAAAACUCCUUGAAGCCGGCGAUUACGAGUUUGUCCUGGACCGGGCCUGCGUCCAGUUUGAACCGUACGAGGCCGAGUAUCACGACAUCACCGCCACCGUCUACCAGCACGUCAACGAGCACAAAGCGUUCGAUUCGCUCCGUUCUACGCGCCACUUUGGCCCGUUGACCUUCUUCCUGGCCUGGCACCGCCUCGUGGACGACCUCCUCCUGGACAUGAUCAAACGGGACUACCUCCGCAACGGCGUGGAACUCAUCGUCCUCCACAAUUCCCUCCACCAAAUCCCGGACAGCGCAUUCGAGGGUCUCGACGAGCUCAAACAGCACGUUCUGGCCACGGAACCGGCCCUCUUUGAGCCGGAACAGAAAUCCGUCGAAGAACUGCGUCAGGACGCACGCUACCUCGCGGUCAUCGAACAGUUUGUGGCGCAGCAUUGUACGAAGAAGGUGCAGCUGAAUCUGGCACUGGCCGCGUACCGAGAGGCCGCCGCUGAACGGCAACAGCUGGCCGAGGGACUUCGGAAGAUGCACGGUGGAAGCAGUUAGAUGAAGCUUUGUAGAGUGUGGAAUUGUGGACGAAAUAAAUAGUGGUAAAUGAA